Molecule: messenger RNA, 243 nt
Organism: Penicillium vulpinum
Lineage: Eukaryota; Fungi; Ascomycota; Eurotiomycetes; Eurotiales; Aspergillaceae
Exons: 3
Coding region: 1-243 (80 amino acids)
Source: RefSeq, a predicted model, not a curated record
AUGUUCAACUUCAACUUCUUCAAGUCCGCCCCGGCCACCGAACCCGCCACUGACGGCUGGAACGCCAACACCGUCACCAUGCAGCCUACCAGCCCCGCUCCCCUUUCAAGCAACCAGAACGUCAUCUCUGAGCAGCCAGCCAGUCAAGAACAAAUGCAGCUGCGCGGUGGUGGUGGCGGUGGUGUCUGCUGUGGAGUUUGCGCGGGUAUUGCCUGCUUCGAGUGCUGUGAGAUCUGCUGCUAG